CGCGCCCGCGCUGCUAUUGGUUCGGCGUCUCGGCUCCUUUUUCAAAUUGAGGCGCCGAGUCGUUGCCUGGUUUCCUAGGCUUCGGGCGGAGACGACAUCGCUGUUUCCGAGGCUCCCGCUAGUGCUAGUGCGGGACAGACGCCUCGGGGAGUCAGAGCUCCUGGUGGAGAGCGGGGACGCCGAGCUACUUGUGGGCCACGCCGGUAUCCGGCGGGGGAGGUGGGCAUCUGGCCCGCGCCGGUCGCAGGACCCUCCCGCGCCCCCACGGCGCUCGAGUACGCGACCAGGUCUUGACUUUCCCGCGGUGAUCGUCAUGGCGUCCCAGCCGAAUUCCUCCGCGAAGAAGAAAGAGGAAAAGGGGAAGAACAUCCAGGUGGUGGUGAGAUGCAGACCAUUUAAUUUGGCAGAGCGGAAAGCUAGCGCCCAUUCUGUAGUGGAAUGUGAUCACGUACGAAAAGAAGUUAGUGUACGAACUGGAGGAUUGGCCGACAAGAGCUCAAGGAAAACAUAUACUUUUGAUAUGGUUUUUGGAGCGUCUACUAAACAAAUUGAUGUUUACCGAAGUGUUGUUUGUCCAAUUCUGGAUGAAGUUAUUAUGGGUUACAAUUGCACUAUUUUUGCAUACGGCCAAACUGGCACUGGAAAAACCUUUACAAUGGAAGGUGAGAGGUCACCUAAUGAAGAGUACACUUGGGAGGAGGAUCCCUUGGCUGGUAUAAUUCCACGUACUCUGCAUCAAAUUUUUGAGAAACUUACUGAUAAUGGUACUGAAUUUUCAGUCAAAGUGUCUCUGUUGGAAAUCUAUAAUGAGGAACUUUUUGAUCUCCUUAAUCCAUCUUCUGAUGUUUCUGAGAGACUACAGAUGUUUGAUGAUCCCCGUAACAAGAGGGGGGUGAUAAUCAAAGGUUUAGAAGAAAUUACAGUGCACAACAAGGAUGAAGUCUAUCAAAUUUUGGAGAAGGGGGCAGCAAAAAGGACAACUGCAGCAACUUUGAUGAAUGCAUACUCUAGUCGUUCCCACUCAGUUUUCUCUGUUACAAUACAUAUGAAAGAAACUACAAUUGAUGGAGAGGAGCUUGUUAAAAUUGGAAAGUUGAACUUGGUUGAUCUUGCGGGAAGUGAGAACAUUGGCCGUUCUGGAGCAGUUGACAAGAGAGCUCGGGAAGCUGGAAAUAUCAAUCAGUCCCUGUUGACUUUGGGAAGGGUUAUUACUGCUCUUGUAGAAAGAACACCUCAUGUUCCUUAUCGAGAAUCUAAAUUAACUAGAAUCCUCCAGGAUUCCCUUGGGGGGCGUACAAGAACAUCUAUAAUUGCAACGAUUUCUCCUGCAUCCCUCAAUCUUGAGGAAACUCUGAGUACAUUGGAAUAUGCUCAUAGAGCAAAGAACAUACUAAAUAAGCCUGAAGUUAACCAGAAACUCACCAAAAGAGCUCUUAUUAAGGAAUAUACGGAAGAGAUAGAGCGUCUGAAACGAGAUCUUGCUGCAGCCCGUGAGAAAAAUGGGGUAUACAUUUCUGAAGAAAAUUUUAGAGCCAUGAGUGGAAAACUAACUGUUCAAGAAGAACAGAUUGUAGAAUUGAUUGAAAAAAUUGGUGCCGUUGAGGAGGAGCUAAGUAGGGUUACAGAGUUGUUUAUGGAUAAUAAAAAUGAACUUGACCAGUGUAAAUCUGACCUGCAAAAUAAGACACAGGAACUUGAAACCACUCAAAAACAUUUACAAGAAACGAAAUUACAACUUGUUGAAGAAGAGUAUAUUACAUCAGCUUUGGAAAGUACUGAGGAGAAACUUCAUGAUGCUGCCAGCAGGUUGCUUACCACAGUUGAAGAAACUACAAAAGAUGUAUCUGGUCUCCAUUCAAAACUGGAUCGUAAGAAGGCAAUUGAUCAGCACAAUGCCGAAGCUCAGGAUGUUUUUGGCAAAAACCUGAAUGGUCUGUUUAACAGGAUGAAAGAAUUAAUUAAGGAUAGCAGCUCAAAACAAAAGGUCAUGCUAGAAGUUCACAAGACUUUGUUUGGUAACCUGCUGUCUUCCAGUGUCUCUGCAUUAGACACAAUUACUACAACAGCACUGGGAUCGCUCACAUCUGUUCCAGAAAAUGUGUCUACACGUGUUUCUCAGAUUUCUAAUAUGAUAUUAAAAGAACAAUCAUUAGCAGCAGAAAGUAAAACUGUACUUCAAACAUUGAUUGAUGUACUUAAGACUGACCUUCUAAGUUCACUGGAAACAACUUUAUCCCCCACUGUGGUGUCUAUACUGAAAAUCAACAGUCAACUGAAGCAUAUUUUCAAGACUUCAUUGACAGUGGCUAGUAAGAUAGAAGAUCAGAAAAAGGAAAUGGAUGGCUUUCUCAGUAUGCUGUGUAACAGUCUACAUGAACUACAAGAAAAUACGAUUUCAUCCUUGGCUGAAUCACAGAAGCUAUGUGAAAACUUAACUGAAGACCUGAAGACAAUAAAAAAAAUCCAUUCACAGGAACUUGACCAGCUAAUCAGUCUUUGGGCAGAGAGAUUCUGUGCCUUGGAGGAAAAGUGUGAAAACAUCCAGAAACCAUUAAGUAGUGUCCAAGAAAAUACAGAACAGAAAUCCAAGGAUAUAAUCAGCAAAACAACCUCAUAUAAUACACAAUUUUGUGCUGAUUGUGAUGGCUUAUCACAGGAACUCAGACAUUUUAACCAAGAAGGUACAAAACUGGUUGAAGAGUCUGUGAAACACUGUGAUAAACUUAAUAGCAGCCUGGAACUAGUAUCUCAAGAGACUGAACAGAGAUGUGAGGCUCUGAACAAAAGCGCACUUUCUUUUUCUGAACAGUGGGUAUCUUGCUUAAAUAUAAGGGAAGAAGAACUUCAGAACUUACUGGAGGUUGUAAACCAAGGUUGUGAGGCUUCAAGUUCAGAGAUUACCGAAAAAUUAAAUGAACAUAAAGCAGCUAAUGAGAACCAGCGUAAUAUGUUUUUUGAUCAGAUAACUACUGAUGAAGAAAAAUUAAUAGCACAAAGUCUAGAAUUUAAUGAAACCAUAAAAAUUGGUUUGACUAAGCUUAAUUGCUUUCUACAACAUGAUCUGAAAUUGGAUAUCCCAACAGGUAUGACACCACAGAGGAAAAAUUACUUAUACCCAUCAACCCUGGUGAGAACUGAACCACGUGAACAGCUCCUUGAUCAGUUGAAAAGGAAGCAACCUGAGCUGUUAAUGAUGCUAAACUGUUCAGAAAACAACAAGGAAGAGAUCAGUCAGGACUUGGAUGAAGAAAAGUCAGUUCUAGGGCACUCAAUAGAAGAACCUCCAAGUCAAGAGCCAUCUAUAGAUGCUAGUGUGGAUUGUUCAUCAAGUGGUGGGAUUCCGUUUUUCCAGCAUAAAAAAUCACAUGGAAAAGACAAAGAAAACAGGGGCAUUAAUUCAGUGGAGAGGUCUAAAGUGGAAGAAACUACAGAGCAUUCUGUUACAAGGAGCAGAUUACCUCUACGAGCCCAGAUAAAUCUUUAGUUAACUUGAGGAUUGUUAAUUUUACUUUUAAGAAAAAUGAAAAAUAGAACCUAUAACUCCAGAACUUGAGCCUUAUGUAUAGAUGAAAAACGAAUGGAAAAUAUCAAGGCAAUACUGUAAAUUUAGUUGACUUUAAUAUGUCUGCCCAUUUUUCUGUCAUUCUUGUAGUUCACUGUACAUUAAGUUGGGUUUUAUUUGAGACUUGCAUUCAGUAAAUGUGUAUUUUGAGCUUUUGAUAUAAAAUAGCCCUUUCUGGUAUAUCACUAGGCAGCACAUAUAUAAAAGUUGCGUGUUCUUCUAGGCUUGAAUUUAUGUAGGUGAAUACCGCCAACUUGCUUUUGGGAAGGACCAUCUCCGUUCUUUUCUUGAUACGAUUGAAUUAUGUCUGUAUCUGCUUGCUUCCUUCCCUAGACUUUUCCAGUCUGCAUUCUCAGCUCAUUUUCUCCUUUUUCAUUUGCGACCAAACCAUCUGUAGAGCUACAAAAUGGUAUCUAUUCUUAUUAUGAGAUAGCCUGAAUUUUAUCUAGAAGUCUUUAACACUUUUCUGUGGUUCUGCCUAAAAUUACUAUCAACAAUAAACAUAACCCUAGAAGCAUUCCUUCCUUCAAUAUUUUUAGUCUGUUUCCCCCUAGAUGAAGAAGCACUCCUUUAUGAGGCCUUAACACAUUAGCCCCCACAGAGUUUGUAAGAAGCCAGCUUCUCCAGAAUAUAGAUUACUUUUAUGGGAGAACUACCAAGAGCUCUGAUUAAUGGCUAUGUGGCCUGUAUCUUGGGCAGAGGUCCCAGUGAUUUAAAAGGGCUUUUUGAAGCUAUUAAUUAUGAUGAUAAUUUCUAUCCUCUUGUUUACCUUCAUCUGAAACUUUGUUCUUUGUAUAUAAUAAAAUAUGUAUAUGUAUAUUUUUCUUUACUGAAAUCUUAACCCUUAGAUGGGUCCUGACAGUUCUGAUCUAGCAGCCAAAUUUCUGGAAGUUGACAUUUUUCAACAUGAAGAAUCAGCACACUAGAAGAAGGAAGAAUAUACGCAAAGAAAACAUUUGGUGACCACAUCAACUUAAGUGCAUAACUUUAGAGAGAUUUGAUUGUGAUAGCUAAGUAAAGCCAAGCCCUAUUAGAGAUUAGAAAACGUGCUACUUCAAGGAACUAAAUUUACCUUCAGAAGUGUUAAUUAUCUUAAUAAAAAUAAUGAUACAAUUUCUCUGCAAAAUCAGAUGUCAACAUAACCUAUGGAUAAUAUCUAAGAAAAUAAUCUGCCCUCAGUAAAUCCAUCAAUAAAUUUGGUUUCUACAUUAA
Molecule: messenger RNA, 4774 nt
Organism: Leopardus geoffroyi (Geoffroy's cat)
Lineage: Eukaryota; Metazoa; Chordata; Mammalia; Carnivora; Felidae
Gene: KIF11
Product: kinesin family member 11
Exons: 22
Coding region: 314-3484 (1056 amino acids)
Biological process (GO): microtubule-based movement; mitotic spindle assembly
Cellular component (GO): nucleus; spindle microtubule
Molecular function (GO): microtubule binding; plus-end-directed microtubule motor activity; ATP binding
Source: RefSeq, a predicted model, not a curated record